AUGGCCGACGAGAAGCAAGUGGUUGUCGAGACGACACCUUCGGGGCAAACUACGAUCUCAGAUGAAAAGAUUGUGGUUCAGACUGGGGACGAGCCUGUUCAAACACCAGUUGUCAAGUCCUUUUCUGUCUUCCGUGUCGCAGACGACAUUCGAGAAGUCCGCGAUUCGACAACGGGCAAGCUUUCGUACAAAGUCGGCCUCGAAAUCAAGAACCACAUCCUCCGUCCGAAAGAGCAUAUGGUUACCCUCACGCCGAAGUCCGGAGACAAGGCUUCUUCAUCGGCAAGUGCGAAAGUCAAUGCCAAGUCUGGCGACAUCCAAAUCAGCAGCGGCGCAGAGACCCCAUGGCAGCCGCUCGAGAGGCAGGAUAUCAAGCACACCUUCUCCGCUGUGGGUCGCCAGUUGCUCUGGGAGCCCUCGUCAAUGGGCAUCGACUUGGGACAGUUCAAGCUACUCGAUGCGAAUACACAGCAAUCUCUCGCGGUCUGGAAGACCGAAGUAUCUAUUCCUGGACAAUCGGCCAAGAUCGACUUCUUCUCGACAACCGAUCCACACGCGGAAGCCCUCAGCCUAGCAGCCAUCUUCGGCAUCCUCGAAUCCAUGCACAUCGCCGCAAACCGCGACGACGACCACGGCGGCGGGUCUCGAAAAUUCGCCGGUGUCGAUCCAGGCAACUCGAUGGAUAUGGGCGCCGGCGCGGGGAUGCUCUAG
Messenger RNA from Zasmidium cellare ATCC 36951, 711 nucleotides. RefSeq lists its product as uncharacterized. NCBI's taxonomy places the organism in Eukaryota, Fungi, Ascomycota, Dothideomycetes, Mycosphaerellales, Mycosphaerellaceae. The record is from RefSeq and is a predicted model, not a curated record. The coding region runs from base 1 to 711 and encodes 236 amino acids. The transcript has a single exon.